AUGGAAGAUAUCCUUAGUGAAUGGGAAAAGUCGUCCCUAACCACUGAAGAAGGGACCAAACUCAGCCUAACAAAAUCAAAAAAUCUGAAGAGUAAGGAGUACGUAUUAGCAUCAAAGUUCCUGACAAAACGGGCCAUUAACAUGGAAGCUAUUGGACAAACAUUUAAACCCCUGUGGAGAGCCCGUAAUGAGUUUAAGAUCAGGGAAGCAGGUGACCAUGUUCUGCUUUUUAUAUUUGAGUUAGAAUCUGAUGCUGAAAGAGUUUUAUCACAACAGCCAUGGUCCUUUGAUAAACAUUUAGUGCUAUUCCAGCGCUAUGACUACAAGACUCCAGCCAAACACUUGCGCUUCACAAAGGCCAAGUUUUGGGUGCAAAUACAUGGUUUACCAAUGAGAUUAUUGGAUCCUGAAAUAGCAAUAGAACUGGGCGAAUCUCUUGGAGAAGUAUCAGAGACGGAGAAUCCGAAAGAGCUGGUGGGAAACGAUUUUGUCUGUGUGAAGGUGGAGGUGGAUAUCUCAAAACCCCUAUGUCGAGGCCGUAAAAUUGAUAUAGGAGAAGACAGAGAGUGA
Quercus robur (English oak) is the source of this 570-nucleotide messenger RNA. RefSeq lists its product as uncharacterized. The record is from RefSeq and is a predicted model, not a curated record. Lineage: Eukaryota; Viridiplantae; Streptophyta; Magnoliopsida; Fagales; Fagaceae. The coding region runs from base 1 to 570 and encodes 189 amino acids. The transcript has a single exon.